CAAAAAUUGAAGAACAUGUGUGGCCGAACUUGCUGUUCAUUGGACCCAGACACUUUGUGUUGUGCGUGUGAAUAUAAAGACAUUAAUGGUAAACAAUGUAAACCGACAUGGGCUAAAACUGACAAUGAGGUAAACUAUACUCCAUCAUAUAAUAUGGGUCCACGAGAUGUUCUGCCUUGUGUGGUAUCUGGUUCCCAUUUUCAAGAGGAAGAGGAAAGAGUCCUUUGCCCUAUGAUGUGGGGAAUAAUUCCACCUUGGCAUAAGGGAGAUUACAAAAAAAAUAAAUUAUCUACGCAUAAUGGUCGUUUGGAAAGCAUAGAAACUUCAAAACUGUACUCUUCGUCGUUGCAAAAGCGACAACGAUGCAUUGUGGUUUGUGAGGGCUUCUAUGAGUGGAAAGCUGGUGCAAAUAACAAGUCUCCAAAGCAACCGUAUUAUAUAUAUGCAGCUCAAGAUAAAGGUGUUAAAGCAGAUGAUCCUAUAACAUGGAUAAAUGAAUUUUCUAAAGCAGAUGGAUGGAAAGGUUUCAAAGUAUUGAAGCUGGCUGGAAUAUUUGAAACAUUCAAAACUGAGGAGGGAACACUCAUAUAUAGCUGCACAAUUAUCACAAGAGAAAGCAACAAAAUUCUAUCUUGGCUCCAUCAUCGUAUGCCUGUAUGUUUCAGUAAUGAAGAGGAAUGUCAAAUGUGGUUAAAUACAGAUUUACCAACAGAAGAGGUUAUUUAUCGAUUAAAUAACAUGAUAUUACAAGAAGAAACUUUAAGUUGGCAUCCAGUAUCUACGAUUGUUAAUAAUGUCUUCCAUAAAACUGCCGAUUGUAGAAAGGAAAUAAAACCAAAGGAAGAAAAGAAGAAUAGUCAAAUAGCAUUUAUGGCUUCUUGGUUACAAAAGGGGUCAGCUCCUUCGAAUAAAAGAAAGAGCACAGAUAAUGACACAGAUGUAAAUAAUGAGAAAGAUGAAAAGAUCUCAAAAAUUUUAAAAACAAAUUAAAAUUUACCGAAAAAGUAUAAACUUUAAUUUUCUGUUUGAAUUUUUGAGACAG
This is a messenger RNA of Linepithema humile (Argentine ant), 1042 nucleotides long. RefSeq names its product abasic site processing protein HMCES. Lineage: Eukaryota; Metazoa; Arthropoda; Insecta; Hymenoptera; Formicidae. Gene Ontology annotation, molecular function: single-stranded DNA binding. The record is from RefSeq and is a predicted model, not a curated record. Gene Ontology annotation, biological process: DNA damage response.